Messenger RNA from Setaria italica (foxtail millet), 1506 nucleotides. Its product is annotated as cytochrome b561 domain-containing protein At2g30890-like. The coding region runs from base 519 to 1277 and encodes 252 amino acids. NCBI's taxonomy places the organism in Eukaryota, Viridiplantae, Streptophyta, Magnoliopsida, Poales, Poaceae. The record is from RefSeq and is a predicted model, not a curated record. Gene Ontology annotation, molecular function: transmembrane monodehydroascorbate reductase activity. The transcript has 4 exons.
CCCGGUCGGUCCCCCCACGCAGAGCUACCGGAGCGUGCCAUAAUAUAUUGCAGAGCACCGAGCAAAAGGGGUGCUUCCAUGAUCAUCAUACCAACAAAACCUCUCACAAACCACAGGGCAACCGGCAGCACCCCCGCUAUCUAGAACCGUGUGCUCCAUCCCAUUAGCUGUUGCUUCUGACGAUCUCAUUGUUCAUCUUCAGACUGGUUUGUUUAGCUUCCACCCGUUCUUGGGAUUCUGGUGCGUUUGAGACUUGCGAGGUGAAGGAGCCUUUCAGAAGUUUGGAAGAAAGGAUGCCUCUGAACUCUUGAAGUUUGAGGCAGCAUGAGUGAGUGUGGAAGGGAGGGACACACAGCUUGAGUUUGCCACUCCUCUUCUCCUGCCACUAGCUGUUCAGAGUCGGCAAGGGGACUUUGUGUUUGUGUCCGUUGAUCCUUCUCCGGUUUAGGAGCCCCUCCGGAGGUUAGUUCUGCGUGCUUGUUGCUGUUUUGAUCGGGGUGGUCAAUCGGUUGACACAAAUGCUAGCGUCUGGGAGAAGGCUGCUCCUUGUGCGCACAAGCUUUGUGAUUCUUUCGCUUCUUGUGCCGUCCGAUGGCGCAUCGAAUUCCAUGGAGACUCUCAAUCAGAGCCACAACAAGACCGGGAAUCCUUUGGAGAUGACACCCAAAGUAUCAUUUCAGCUCAAGCUACACGCAUUGUUCCAUUGGACUUCGUUCGGUUUCUUGAUGCCAUUAGGGAUAAUACUAGUCAGGAUGUCAAGCAAAUCCCGUAAUGGCGGAUGCAUUCGACUCCUCUUCUAUUGCCAUGUCAUUUCACAGGUUGCAGCUGUCCUUCUUGCUACAGGCGGUGCGGUACUGUCCUUGAUGAACUUUGAAAACUCAUUCAGUAACAGUCACCAAAGAGUAGGAUUGGCACUGUAUGGAGUCAUGUGGCUUCAGCCAAUUAUCGGAUUCUUCAGGCCAGAAAGAGGUGUAAAGGUGAGGAGUCUUUGGUACUUCUUCCAUUGGUUCCUUGGAAUCACAAUCUGCGCCACGGGCAUCGUGAACGUCUACAUUGGCCUUCAUACCUACCAUGAGAAAACCACCAAGAGCGUGAGGCUCUUGACUGGCCUCCUCACCGUUGAGGUCAUCUUGCUGGCUUUCUCCUACCUCAUGAUAGAUAGAUGGAGCUAUAUGAUGAAGCAAGGGCACGUCUCCGUUGAGCAGCUAAGGCCUACCGACAACCGAAGAACCUAUCCGACCACCCUUCGGAAAGAGCUAGCUAUGGUGCAAGAGUGAGAUCUCCAAAUGGAAAGGCAUUGUUGGAUGGAAGGCGAGGUGCUGUAAAGUUUGCUGAAGAAGAUAGUAAUGUUGCUAAUGGUUUGGUAACUUGUUUGCUAUGAGAGGUGUGACGUUCUUUAGAACAUGUGAGAGUGAGAGUGUGCAUUCCAGAAUAUUGUACAGCUUUUACAGUUGAGUUGAGAAUGCAGAGGAUUCAGGAUUGGAGCCUCUGGUGUUGCAUCUUGCA